Messenger RNA from Brassica rapa (field mustard), 1347 nucleotides. Its product is annotated as F-box/kelch-repeat protein At4g39580. The record is from RefSeq and is a predicted model, not a curated record. Gene Ontology annotation, molecular function: protein binding. NCBI's taxonomy places the organism in Eukaryota, Viridiplantae, Streptophyta, Magnoliopsida, Brassicales, Brassicaceae.
GUUUUGUUCUCUUCUCCCACUAGGAGAAUUAAACACUUUCGCCUCCAUGAAUAACGACGAGGCACCACCGCAUGAGCAGAACAAGAUGGUCUCUCCUCCGACCACCACGAGCCUGUCUCUUCCCAAUGAUAUACUUUUGAGCUUCCUAAGCCGCGUUUCAAGACUCUACUACCCAACUUUCUCCCUCGUCUCCAAGAGCUUCCGCUCUCUCAUCGCUUCACCUGAACUAUACCAGACCCGGUCUUUCCUCCACCGCACAGAGAGUUGUCUUUACGUGUGCUUACGUUCACUCACCGACUCCAACCUCCGCUGGUUCACCCUCUGCCGUGUCCCAGAUCGUAAACUAACAAACUUCUCAGGUGGCCAUUUACUGGUCCCGGUUUCAUCUAGCCAUGCUCCUCCUCCUCCUGCUCAUUGGUCGAGUGUGGUCACUGUGGACUCGAACAUAUACGCUAUCGGAGGUCCUAUCAACGACGCCCCUUCCUCCAGAGUCUCCUUCUUGGAUUGUCGAUCUGACACGUGGCGCAUGGCUCCUCCCAUGCGUGUGGCUCGUAACUACCCCACUGCUAGUGUUCUUGAUGGGAAAAUAUACGUAGCAGGAGGCUGCGAAGAUUGCGAUUCACUGAACUGUAUUGAGGUGUUCGAUCCAAAUACUCAAAGUUGGGAGUCAGUGGCAAGUCAUGGGAGAUGCGAGAGACUUGCGUACAAGAGCGUAGGGAUCGAAGGUAAGUUUCACUUGUUAGGAGGUGCAAGUCACGUGGCUUACAACCCUGAAGAUGGUAGAUGGGACUCGAUGGGAACGGAAAUGGAUAUGGGUCGGGCGUGGGUUUCUUAUUGUGUGAUAAAGAACAUAUUGGUGUAUUAUCACGAAAGGGAUAGAGAGUUCAAAUGGUAUGACUAUAAAGGAAGAUUCUGGAGGAAGUUGAUGGGUUUGGAAAGGUUGGUUAAGUUUCUAUGUUACAGCCGUGUUAACUUGGCGGAUUAUGGUGGUAAGAUGGCUGUUUUGUGGGAUACUUUUGUUCCUGGAAGUGGUUCUAAGAACAAGAUGAUAUGGUGCGCAGAGGUUACCCUUGAGAGCCAUGAGGUAUAUGAUAUUUGUGGUGAGAUUGAGUGGUUUGAUGUUGUUCUUAGAGUUUCCAAAUCAUACGAGUUGGUACAUGUUAUUGCUGCUACUGUUUAAUUAGCUGGAUUUUUUCUCUUGUAUUCUGAAUUGCAUUUGUAACACAUGUUAGUCCAAAGCUAUAGAACAUGGAAGGUGCGCGUAAUGUAUACUUCACCACGUGCAUCCCAAUUAGUUGAAAGACGAUUUAAAAGCCUAUAUGUGAAGUAACAAAUGAUCAAAAACCA